AAGGGAAAAAUUCAAAAAAUGAGUACAAAAAUACCCAUUAAAUAUACAUGUGUUCGAUCAGAUUCAAUCCGGCUUCUGAAUACGGUGAUUUAAGUGUGUAAAGUCUCAAAAUAAACAAAAAGUGAUUCGCAAUCCGGAUCAUCCGGAUACGGCUACUGAAUUUAAGGAACUAUUCUACGAACACAGAACUACCGAGAGGGUCGAGUGUCCUCUUAAGAUCCAUAUAAAUCAUCGGGCAAGCGAAAAUCGGAACUCCAACAACAUCAUCGACAACAAUAGACAUAGGUAUAUCAUGAGUGCCACCGCGGAUUGUUUCAUGUGUGGUGGAAAAACGGAGAAAUUCCGCCUUAUGUCGCAACCUUGGCCGCAACAGAGUAACAGAGAGUCCGAACUCGGCAUUGGCUACAUCGUAUGCCAGCAUUUCUGGUUUGAGGAAGAUGUCCUGCGAACUGGCGCCAUAUGUGAGCCCUGCUGGCACAAAGUGGACCAGUUCCAUCGCUACUACCAGAGGGUGAAGAACCACCACAACAAUGUGCUGGAUCCGAUGCCGAUUUUUAUCAAACAGGAGGAGAUUGAAAUCGAAACUCCGGAAGCAUUCGUCCACCAGGAAUCAGCGGAUGGACAGGUGAAACAAGAACCUUCACUAGGUGGAAAGGGUGAAGUUGACAUUGUGGAGGAACCUGAUGGUGAGACUUCAUCCAAACCCAAGCUGAGAAGGUUUAGAAUAACUGCGAAGCAGAAGGAGAGGGACGAUUUUAUCCAACAGCAUAAGCCGUACCAUUGCGACGAUUGUCCUGAAUUGAAGUUUGAUAGUUUCUCUGCGAGUCUUCGUCAUGCUUUCGUAGCUCAUGACAGGUCGUACGUGACGUGCUGUAAUAUGCAGUUCAACCGUCGGAACAUCCUGUUUCAACACGUCCAGUCGGCGAUCAAUCCCGAGGCAUUCAAAUGCGAAAUUUGCGGGAAAGCCUACCGAUUGCACUACAUCUACGUUCGGCAUAAGCUGGAAGUCCACCCGACCGAGGAUCAGCUAAAAUUCAAAUGUGACCGAUGCCCGAAGCGUUUCUCCUACGAAGUCUAUCUGAAACGGCACAUGUCGCGACAUGUAGCAUUGGAGAGCGAGUCGGCCAAAUGCGAAAUCUGCGCCAGAUGCUUCGGGUCGAAAUUGACCUUGCAGGAUCACAUCGAAGCGGUCCACAAGAAGACUCACAACUACAUCUGCGAGAUAUGCUCGAAAAGUUUCUUCCGGCUACAAGCCCUCCAGCAUCAUCGGAUGACCCACGACUUCCGGGGAGAAGAGCUGAAGCGACAGUGUCCCAUCUGCAAGCGAUGGCAGAAGAAUCCCCGUAGCUGGAAGAAGCAUAUGGGUCGACACGGGGCCGGAUCGCGCAAGUGUGACCAAUGCGGACACGUUGCGGUCAAUGUGGCUUCGCUCAAGGAGCACAUCGAGCGACGGCACGUACGGAACCAGAAGUAUGUGUGCGAUCUGUGUGGGAAGGAGUAUUCGCGGCCGGUCACACUGAAGGAACACAUUGCCAAUGCCCACGGAGGAGAACCGUUGUACCAGUGCCGGUUCUGCGACAAAAAGUUCUUCUCCAAUGCCACCAUGUACGGGCACCGGAAGAAGGCCCACCCGAAGGAGCUGGAGGAGUACUUCCGGACCAAGUACGACGAAAAGGACGAGACGGAAGGGGACGACGAGGGUAAGGUUUAGUAUUAUUACAACCAUGGUUUUGAAUUUUAAUCAAGUAUUUGACAUACAGUUAAGAUAUAUUACCCAGAUGAGCAUUUAUACAAGCA
Aedes albopictus (Asian tiger mosquito) is the source of this 1797-nucleotide messenger RNA. RefSeq names its product transcription factor grauzone-like. Gene Ontology annotation, biological process: regulation of transcription by RNA polymerase II. The record is from RefSeq and is a predicted model, not a curated record. Gene Ontology annotation, cellular component: nucleus. The coding region runs from base 293 to 1711 and encodes 472 amino acids. The transcript has 3 exons. Gene Ontology annotation, molecular function: DNA-binding transcription factor activity; RNA polymerase II cis-regulatory region sequence-specific DNA binding; zinc ion binding. Lineage: Eukaryota; Metazoa; Arthropoda; Insecta; Diptera; Culicidae.